UCCUGGUCUAUUUUUAUCGCACUGAUCAAAGUUUAAGUCCUACAUUCUGACCCAUUUUUGAUAACCAGUCGUUAUUUGUUGGUAACAUUGCAAGGAAAGAAAAAUGGAGCGCAUAAGUGUUAUGUUUAAUCAUUUGUCUUCAAAUAAUGACAUUGUAUUUAAUCAAACAGCUAGUGGAACUAUUCCACGAUUCAAAGAUACACCAGAUGACAUAGUUAUUGUUUCUGCUCUUAGAACACCGAUUGGAAAAGCGAAGAGGGGAUCUUUCAAGGAUACUUAUCCAGAUGAACUUUUAGCUACAGCUUUGAAAGCAGUUAUUAAACAGUCUGGUAUUUCACCAGCACAAAUUGGAGAUAUCUGUUGUGGAACUGUUGGUGAUGGGAGAGGUGCUCUUACAGUCAGAACUGGACAAUUUAUGGCAGGUAUUCCAGAAUCUGUACCAUCAUCUGCGGUGAAUAGACAAUGUUCUUCUGGUUUACAGGCAGUCAUGAAUGUGGCAGGUAGCAUAAGGAUGGGACAGUGCAACAUGGGAAUAGGAGCAGGAGUUGAAUCAAUGUCAUUCCAUAGGGGAGAGAACAGUAAUGCUCCAAUGAAUCCAAAAAUAUUUGAGCAUGAAAUGGCAAGAAAAUGUUUAAUACCAAUGGGAAUUACAUCAGAAAAUGUAGCAGAAAAGUAUGGAAUUACCCGAGAACAACAAGAUAACAUGGCUCUUGCAUCACAACAAAAAGCAUUAAAGGCAACAAAGGAUGGUUUAUUUAAAGAUGAGAUUAUACCAACAACAGUGACCAUCAAGGACCAGGAUGACAAUGAAAGACAAAUAACUGUAACCACAGAUGAUGGAAUUAGACCUUCAACAAUUGAAAACUUAAGGAAACUUAAACCAGCAUUUAAAAAAGAUGGUACAACUACAGCAGGUAAUUCAAGUCAGGUGAGUGAUGGUGCUGCUGCAGUGUUAGUGGCCAAGAGAUCAGAAGCUGACAGACUAGGGCUACCUAUAUUGGGUGUAAUCAGAGGGUAUGCAGUGGCAGGCUGUCCUCCUGAACUCAUGGGUAUUGGACCUGCUGUUGCCAUUCCUGAGGUUUUAAAAAAGACAGGAUUAUCAGUAAAUGACAUUGAUAUAUUUGAAAUAAAUGAAGCAUUUGCCAGCCAGGCUACUUAUUGUGUAAAUAAAGUUGGUAUUCCCAUGGAAAAAGUAAAUCCAAAAGGUGGUGCUAUUGCCUUAGGUCAUCCUUUAGGUUGUACAGGAGCUAGGCAGAUUGGAACAUUAUUACAUGAGUUGAAAAGACGAGGAAAUAGAUCCUAUGGUGUUGUCUCUAUGUGUAUAGGAACUGGCAUGGGAGCUGCAGGAGUGUUUGAAUAUCCUGGAAGAUAAGAUCAACAGACAAAUCUAUCAUAAAUGUGAUUCAAGUGAUUCAUUAAACAGACAAAUAAAUCAUUACCUAUAAUAUUAAUGUGAUUCAAGUGAUUCAUUAAACAGACAAAUAAAUCAUUACCUAUAAUGUUAAUGUGAUUCAAGUGAUUAAUUAAACUGAUGAUUAAAAUCAAAGCAGCAGUAUUGAUUGUACUGAUACACUAAUCAGAUUUGUCCCUAAAGGAUUGUUCAUGUAGUUCAAAUGAUUAAAACAUUAAAAUC
This is a messenger RNA of Mytilus trossulus (common blue mussel), 1633 nucleotides long. RefSeq names its product 3-ketoacyl-CoA thiolase B, peroxisomal-like. The record is from RefSeq and is a predicted model, not a curated record. The coding region runs from base 104 to 1372 and encodes 422 amino acids. Gene Ontology annotation, biological process: phenylacetate catabolic process; fatty acid beta-oxidation. Gene Ontology annotation, molecular function: acetyl-CoA C-acyltransferase activity. Gene Ontology annotation, cellular component: peroxisome. Lineage: Eukaryota; Metazoa; Mollusca; Bivalvia; Mytilida; Mytilidae. The transcript is spliced from 12 exons.